UUUCGGUCGCGACAUCGUCAACCAUCAUCUCCAUCUUCCAUCUCCACUACGAUCGCCUUUACCUUCACCCACCAUGUCCGUCGCGGCCUUGUCCAAGUCGCUUCCGAAGCCAAAAUAUACCGGAGAAGAAGAGGAAUUGCGCGAUGCAAGAAGCUCCCGCGUGCUCAAUCCUGAGCAGUAUGAGACACAAGUCGUGAAGAGGCAGAACGGGCCGCCUGCCUAUGGCCAGCGACAGAAAUGGCGGCCUAGGACAGCUGAGGAUUUUGGGGAUGGUGGGGCCUUCCCAGAAGUGCAUGUUGCACAAUAUCCGCUAGAUAUGGGAAAGAAGGGUACCGCGAGCACUUCCAACGCUCUCGCCAUGAGGGUCGAUAACGAAGGAAAGACGAAGUACGAUGAAAUCGCACGAAGAGGACACAGCGACUCGAGAAUAGUACAAGCGAGUUUCAAGGAUCUGAUACCGUUGCGGCAACGUGCGGAUGCUGGAGAGUUGAAUUUGGAGCGUCCGAGUCAGGAAUUGGUUCAGGCGACGAGAGAGCGCACACAGCAAGCACUGGGUGCCCUGAUUGCUGGUCAGACCGCGGCGCAGCGUCCGAAGAUGGUCAAGGGACGGGCAAAAGAUGAACCUACGUUCGUGAAAUACACGCCGUCUGCACAAAUGGGUGAUGCUCAAGGAAAGACGCGUAUUUUGAAGAUUCAACAGAGGCAGAUGGAUCCUCUUGAACCGCCAAAGUUCAAGCACAAGAAGAUUCCACGAGGGCCCCCAUCGCCCCCACCACCCGUUCUGCAUUCACCGCCACGAAAACUUACGGCCGAAGAUCAAGAAAUGUGGAAGAUUCCACCUCCGAUAUCGAACUGGAAAAAUCCCAAGGGUUACACUGUUCCUCUUGACAAACGUCUGGCGGCAGAUGGAAGAGGUCUGCAGGACGUGACAAUCAACGACAGAUUUUCUCAAUUUAGUGAAGCGCUGCAGGCAGCCGACCGACAUGCCAGAGAGGAGGUCAAGCAGCGUGCUAUGAUGCAACAACGCCUUGCAGAGAAGGAGAAGGAGCAAAAGGAAGAGCAUCUGCGUAAGCUUGCUCAACAAGCCCGAGAAGAUCGUGGAAAUACUUCCCGCCGUCGUUCCGGCAGUUAUUCGGAUUCAGAGUCUGAUUCGGAAGAUGAGGCUGUGCGCAGGCGUGAAGAGGCCCGGCGAGAAAAGAAACAGGAAUUUCAGCGAGAAAUGCGUCAAUCGAAGAUGGGUACGGAGAGGAAGCUGCAGAUGCUUGCACGAGAGCAGAACCGUGACGUCUCAGAAAAGAUUGCUCUCGGCCUCGCCAAACCAACACAGGGCGGAGAGUCAAUGUAUGAUGCAAGACUGUUCAACCAAACGAGUGGUUUCAAUGCUGGGUUCAAUGAAGAUCAGCACUACGACAAGCCGCUGUUCGCCGCCCAGGACGCGAUCAGCAGCAUUUACCGGCCCAACGUACAGCAGGAUGACGGGGAGGAUGAAGACCAAACAUAUGAUCGCAUUACCAAAAAGAGUAACUUUGAGGUAUUGGGUAGGGCAAAAGAGGGAUUCAAAGGCGCCGAUCUACAAGAGCAACGUGAUGGCCCAGUUCAAUUUGAGAAAGAUACAGAUGACCCUUUCAAUAUUGGGGAAAUGAUCAAAGAAGUCCAAGGGGAAAAGAGGGGCGAAAAGCGAUUUGGUUUGCAAGAGGGAGAAGAGCCAGCGAGCAAGCGCGCUAGGGUGGAGGAGGAUAGCGAUUGA
This is a messenger RNA of Periconia digitata, 1747 nucleotides long. NCBI's taxonomy places the organism in Eukaryota, Fungi, Ascomycota, Dothideomycetes, Pleosporales, Periconiaceae. The record is from the annotation of a GenBank genome assembly.